AUGACAUCAAUAGCAGCUUCUUUGUCACGGGCUCUACCGAAGCCCAAGUAUACAGGCGAAGAAGAGGAGAUACCACACCACGCGCAGCAACGAGGACCUCGCAUCCUUGGAGCUGGAACCCUCGAUGACACCCAAAUAGUAUUGAAGAAAUCUGGCCCUCCACCGUAUGGCAACAGAGCGGGGUGGCGACCGAGAGGACAGGAAGAUUUUGGAGAUGGAGGCGCCUUUCCCGAGAUCCCAGUCGCGCAAUACCCGCUGGACAUGGGGCGGAAAUCACAGUCUUCCAGUAACGCGCUGGCAAUUCAAGUGGAUGCAGAGGGGAAGGUCAAAUACGAUGCUAUUGCGCGACGAGGACACAAUGAUAAGCGGAUCGUUCACGCCUCGUUCAAGGAUCUUAUACCACUCCGACAGCGUGCUGAUGCAGGGGAAAUCAACCUGGAUCGACCGAGUGAGGAGGAGGUAGCUGCUACGAAGGAACGGACACAGAAUGCUCUCGCAGCACUGGUGAGCGGCGCGGUGGCGGCACAAAAGCCUAAGAACGUGAACGUCGGACCGCGGAAGGAACCGACAUAUGUUAGAUAUACUCCGGCGAACCAAAUGGGCGACACAAGCAAGAAGAAUGACCGCAUUAUGAAGAUUGUGGAAAGACAGGUUGAUCCCAUGGAGCCUCCGAAGUUUAAACACAAGAAGAUUCCGAGAGGUCCACCUAGUCCCCCGCCUCCUGUCAUGCACUCGCCACCACGGAAAUUGACAGCAGAGGAUCAGGAGGCUUGGAAGAUCCCACCACCCGUCUCGAACUGGAAGAAUCCGAAGGGUUAUACUGUUCCGCUAGACAAGAGAUUGGCUGCGGAUGGACGAGGUUUACAAGAUGUCACUAUCAACGACAAGUUUGCGCAGUUUGCCGAGGCGCUCUUUACAGCCGACAGACAUGCUAGAGAAGAAGUCAAGCAGAGAGCGCUUAUGCAGCAACGGUUAGCGGAGAAGGAGAAGGCGCAAAAGGAAGAACAUCUUCGUAUGCUUGCCCAAAAGGCCCGAGAAGAGAGGGCUGGAGCUGGAAGACGGGUCUCAAGAUCUUCAAGAUCACGUUCUGGAAGCUAUAGCGAAUCAGAAUCGGAUCGUUCUGAGAGCGAUGACGAGGAAGUCAGGGAGAGAGAGAAGCUGCGUAGGGAGAGGAUGCGAGAGGAGGAACGAAAAUUCCGACAAUCGCGAAUGGGCACUGAAAGGAAACUGCAGAUGUUGAGUCGAGAACAGGGGCGUGAUAUCUCGGAGAAGAUGGCUCUAGGUCUUGCGAAGCCUACGCAGUCCACGGAAGGCAUGUUUGAUUCACGACUGUUCAACCGCACGAGUGGAUUCGACUCGGGCUUCAACGAGGAUCAGGCAUAUGAUAAGCCUCUAUUUGCAGCUCAAGACGCAGUUAAUAGCAUCUAUAGACCUCGACACAAUAUGGACGAUGGCGACGAUGACGAGGCUGCCGAGGCGGAAAUGGGCAGGAUUCAAAAGAGUAGCAGGUUUGCGGAGGCGCUUGGGAAAGGGACUUUCAAGGGUUCUGCUGAUGUCGAGGCGAGGGAGGGACCGGUUCAGUUCGAGAAGGAUACGGGGGAUGUUUUCAAUGUGGAUGAGUUCCUGAACAAGGUGGGGGAGAGUUCGAGUAAGAGAGAAUACGGCCUCCAGGAAGGAGAGGAGCGAUCGACAAAGCGCGCGAGGAUUGAUGAGGACGAGGAUUAG
Messenger RNA from Amorphotheca resinae ATCC 22711, 1725 nucleotides. RefSeq lists its product as hypothetical. Gene Ontology annotation, biological process: mRNA splicing, via spliceosome. Bases 1 to 1725 code for a protein of 574 amino acids. The record is from RefSeq and is a predicted model, not a curated record. Lineage: Eukaryota; Fungi; Ascomycota; Leotiomycetes; Helotiales; Amorphothecaceae. The transcript has 3 exons. Gene Ontology annotation, cellular component: spliceosomal complex.